GUGAGCCUGCGUCCCCUAUGACUCAGUGCAAGUCAAAAGGGACCCACUACUUUGUGAAGGAUAGACGGCAUGGAUUCACUUGUUUGAUUUGUGGCAUGUCUGGUGACCUGGAUUUCAUCAAACGGGUACCAUGCAAUUCUGCUGCAACCUCGCCACCGCCCGAAAGCAACGCUAAGCCCAGUGCUACUGAGACCAAACUUUGUGGGGAGGAGGCUGCGCGUGCGGCAGCUGCUGCACUUUCCCUUGAAAGUACCAAGCCGCCCCAACAGGAUCUAGCCACAGACGAGGCUUUAGCAAAGCACCUCCGGGAUUUGGAGUUUGAGCAACACGAGCUGGAGCAGAUGCUCAUUCUUCAGCAACUGGAGAAGGAAGAAGCGAUCUUGGCUGGCCUUGUUAAUGAACAGAAGGCCUUGGCAACGGCUGAGAAGUUUGCUCAGGAAGCGGUGGUAACCCAUGAGUCUCUUCCUACCGAAGAGAAAUCGAAGGAGCCUCUUCGUGCUAAAGAGAAACCGGAGGAGAAGCCGGCUCUCCCUCCGUGCCCAGUGGCUUUGGAAGAAGCGGUAAGUCCCAGCGAACAAACCAAACUUUCGGGAGCAGAGCCAAUCAAAAGGGUGAAGGGGAAGAAAAAGCCAGCUGAUGGGGAUGACAAAGAGGGCCAUGGGAAAAAGAAUGGGAAGAAGGAGGAGAAAGAUAAGGAGAAGGAUGAGGAGGAGAAUGCUGAGCAGGAUGAGGAGGACGAUGAGGGCUUAGAGGAUGAGCAUGAUUCCGAGGCUGAUAGCUCUGGAGGAUCCAAAACCCGUGCUCGCAUGGCCAGCAAAGGGAGGGGUCGCGGAGCAGGACGGGGAAGGGGAGGAGGGCGUGGGAGAGGGCGGGGUCGGGCAACCAAAUCAGGGCCCCCAACCAGCCCCCGGGCUAUUUCCACCAAGCGCAGAAUUUCAAAGGCUGAGGAGGACCAGGAGCCUUCAGAAGCUGAGCCUAAGGCUGCUGCAAGCAAACGCAUGAGCAGCAAAGGCAAGAAGGAUGGGGUGGAGAUGAAGCCCAAGGCGAAAGCCAAAUCAAAUGCAAAAGGCAAUGCCAAAGCAAAGGCCAUGGCAAAGACGGCAAGCAAAUCGAAAGCGCCCAAAGCCAGCAGCACCAUGGGCCGCCCGCGUAAGACUGAGGGUAAGAGUCCGGAAGAGCUGGAAGAGAUGGCAAAGGCGUCUCGCAAAUCAUCCGCUUAUCACAAAGCCAGAGCGCUGGCGAUCAAGAACGGUGCUUCAGUUGAUGAGGCCAAGGCGGCAGGAAAGGAAGUUCCUUGA
Symbiodinium pilosum is the source of this 1298-nucleotide messenger RNA. NCBI's taxonomy places the organism in Eukaryota, Dinophyceae, Suessiales, Symbiodiniaceae. The record is from the annotation of a GenBank genome assembly.